AUGAGUCCGAAAUAUGAGCAAGGAGAAUGGAGACCCUACUCUCCUUUCCAAGACACAAAAAACAUUGCUGAAUGGACUUUAGCAAGAAUGGAUGAUCUUAUGAAUUGGGGACGUAGUAGAUCAUUGUGGCCUAUGACUUUUGGAUUGGCUUGCUGUGCCGUGGAAAUGAUGCAGAUCGCCGCGCCUAGAUAUGACAUGGAUAGAUAUGGUAUUGUGUUUAGAGCGUCUCCACGUCAAACAGAUGUGAUUAUCGUUGCUGGCACGUUGACUAACAAGAUGGCGACUGCCUUUAGGAGAAUAUAUGAUCAAAUGCCUGAACCGAAAUGGGUUGUAUCAAUGGGUAGUUGCGCUAAUGGUGGAGGAUAUUAUCAUUACUCAUAUUCUGUUGUUCGAGGUUGUGAUAGAAUAGUUCCAGUGGAUAUCUAUGUACCUGGUUGUCCACCAACAGCUGAAGCGUUGAUGUAUGGAUUAUUGAUGCUACAACGGAAAGCUAAAAGAGUAAAUGCUGUUCAGAGUUGGUACAGAAAAAAUAUAAGCAGAGAAUUCCAGGAAGGAAAAUCUGUCGAAAAGACUAAAAAAAAUGAUGGAUAA
Messenger RNA from Diorhabda sublineata, 591 nucleotides. RefSeq names its product NADH-quinone oxidoreductase subunit B-like. Lineage: Eukaryota; Metazoa; Arthropoda; Insecta; Coleoptera; Chrysomelidae. The coding region runs from base 1 to 591 and encodes 196 amino acids. The record is from RefSeq and is a predicted model, not a curated record. The transcript has 3 exons. Gene Ontology annotation, biological process: electron transport coupled proton transport; aerobic respiration; mitochondrial respiratory chain complex I assembly. Gene Ontology annotation, molecular function: quinone binding; 4 iron, 4 sulfur cluster binding; NADH dehydrogenase (ubiquinone) activity.